UUCUUUUUCCCUUUUUCUUCCUUUCUUUGACGCUCUUUAGUUUGACAAAUAGAAGACACUUUGUGGGGACUUUUUCAGUCAUCAGAGGAACUUUUCAAGGGACUUUUCCUCCUCUUCACCCUCUUGUCGUUCUCAGAGAAUCUUCUGCAGAGGGAAAGAUGGAUCUGUCCGACCUUCCCUUCCCUCUCUCCUCUGCUGAUGACUUCUACAAUGACCCCUGCUUCAGCACCAGCGACAUUAACUUUUUUGACGACCUGGACGCUCGGCUGACGCACGCCAGCUUGCUAAAGUCAGAGGACCAUCUUCAUCACCAUCACCACCAUGACGUCCCCCUCACAGAGGAGGAGGAUGAGCAUGUGAGGGCUCCCGGGGGCCCCCACCAGGCAGGACAUUGCCUGCUUUGGGCCUGCAAGGCCUGCAAGAAGAAAACAACACAUGAAGACCGGAGGAAAGCGGCAACAAUGCGGGAAAGGCGACGGCUCAGUAAGGUCAACAAUGCCUUUGAGACCCUAAAGCGCUGCACGGCGUCCAAUCCAAACCAGCGGCUGCCCAAAGUGGAGAUCCUGCGCAAUGCAAUCAGCUACAUCGAAUCUCUGCAGGCGCUGCUGAGGGCCGGCCGAGACAACGGCUUCUACCCGCCGCUGGAACACUACAGCGGGGAUUCAGACGCCUCCAGCUGCUCUGAUGGCAUGAUGGAUUUAAUAUCCCCGUGUUCGUCCAGGAGCGAAAACAGUGAUGGCUCCUACUGCAGCCAGACAGCAGACGAUUCCUGCAGCGGUAAACGGUCGCUCGUUUCCAGUCUGGACUGUUUGUCCAGCAUUGUAGAGCGAAUAAGCACAGAUCCAGCGGUGCCCCCCCCGGGCGACAGCGUGGUUCCCCGCGGCCCUGGAUCGCCUCAGAGCAGCCCUGCAGGCUCCUGUCCCUCUGCUGAACCCAACAGCAUCUACGAACCGCUCUGAACGUGAUGGAGCCGAGGACUCGUAUUCCACAAACUUAUACAGACUUUUUCCUGAAGUUUCUUCAGACUGCUGCUUUGAUUUUUAUCCUCCCGAACAAACUGAAGACUGUGUUCCAUUAAUCUCAGCAGAACGAGGACCAUUUUGUUUGUAAAUAAGAGCUAUUUGUUCACAGUACCCUCUCACACAAACACACACACAUGCACACAUAUACAGACACAAGGGAUGCUGGGA
Micropterus dolomieu (smallmouth bass) is the source of this 1190-nucleotide messenger RNA. Its product is annotated as myoblast determination protein 1 homolog. The transcript is spliced from 3 exons. Gene Ontology annotation, molecular function: DNA-binding transcription factor activity, RNA polymerase II-specific; protein dimerization activity; RNA polymerase II cis-regulatory region sequence-specific DNA binding. Lineage: Eukaryota; Metazoa; Chordata; Actinopteri; Centrarchiformes; Centrarchidae. Gene Ontology annotation, biological process: regulation of transcription by RNA polymerase II; positive regulation of myoblast differentiation; muscle organ development. The coding region runs from base 159 to 959 and encodes 266 amino acids. The record is from RefSeq and is a predicted model, not a curated record.